Molecule: messenger RNA, 3193 nt
Organism: Thermothielavioides terrestris NRRL 8126
Lineage: Eukaryota; Fungi; Ascomycota; Sordariomycetes; Sordariales; Chaetomiaceae
Exons: 1
Coding region: 498-2987 (829 amino acids)
Biological process (GO): protein histidyl modification to diphthamide
Molecular function (GO): diphthine-ammonia ligase activity
Source: RefSeq, a predicted model, not a curated record
CCUUACUCUGAGGUUCCUUCACGUUACCACGGCCAGCAGCUGUGAAGGAAGAAGAAAAACCUCAAAUUCAUACGGACUCGACAUCGCAUCGGACGAGCCCGGUGCGAAUGCUCCGGAUAGACAAGCAUCGUGCCGAGAUGGCGUCGACACCCACCGCAGGUCUGAACGUGAUCGCGCUCAUCUCCGGCGGCAAGGACAGCUUCUUCUCGCUUCUCCAUUGCCAAGCGAACGGGCAUCGCAUUGUGGCCCUCGCCAACUUGCAUCCACCCCAACCGCCGUUGACAGCAGGGGCGUCUGGCAAGCCCUCGGAUGGCACCUCCCAUCCCCCGGCCGCCGCCAUUUCCGCUGGCCCAGCGGCUAGUGCCGCCGCCGUCUCGGCCCCGGCCCUGCAGCCCGGGGUCGCAACCCCUGACAGUGGACCGCGUCAGGUUCCGGACCAGGAUGGGCCGCCUGCCGCCGUGAUGCUGGGUUGCCCAGGUGGAGCGGCUGGAAAUGAGAUGGCAACCGAAGCAGGUGAGGAUGAGCAUGACCUGAACAGCUUCAUGUACCAGACUGUGGGCCAUCAGGUGGUUCCUCUCUAUGCCGAGGCCACAGGCAUUCCGUUGUAUCGCCGAGCCAUCGCCGGCGGUGCGACCCAGCCCGGGAAGGAGUACUCGCACUACCGACGCUCUGGUGAGCCCCCGGAGAGGCGGUCGCCGUCUGGGUUCACCUCGCGGUCCGGCGGGGACGCGAGGCAUGCUCUCGGCCAGCAUGACGACCUCCAGGAGCCCGGUGAUGUCGCCGGGAGCCCCCAGCAUGCAGGUCCCGAAGAGCACCGUCAUCCGGCCGAUGAUGGAACGGCGCCGGAGGAACCGGACGAGACCGAGUCCAUGGUCCCGCUCCUCCAAGCCAUCCAGAAAGCACACCCGGAGGCGAACGCACUCUGCGCCGGCGCCAUCCUGAGCACGUACCAGCGCACACGCGUCGAAUCAGUGGCGACCCGCCUCGGACUCACCCCCCUAGCCUAUCUAUGGAAAUUUCCAGUGCUUCCAGGCCCAGGCCAGUCGACCGGAUCCCCUGGAUCUGACGCCCAGCUCUUGGAUGACAUGGCCGCCGCGGGCAUGGAGGCUCGAAUCAUCAAGGUGGCCAGCGGCGGCCUGGACGAUUCGUUCCUGUGGACCAACGUGGCGAGCGCCGCCGGGAAGGAGAGGCUUGCCAGAGCCAUGCGCCGCUUCGGCACGGCAGAGACGGGUGCUGUGAUCGGCGAGGGCGGCGAGUUCGAGACCCUCGUGCUGGACGGGCCGCCGUCGCUCUUUCAAAAGCGCAUUGUAGUGGCCGAAGAAGACCGCCGGGUCAUUUCGGAGGGUGGGGGAAGUGCCUGGCUUAGGCUUCAAAAUGCGCGGUUAGAGAACAAGGGAGCCACUAACACCACCGACGGGAUGGAGUGCCGCGUCAGGGUCCCUGAUCUGCUUGAUCCCAAGUUCAAUGGCGUGUUGGGUGCGUUGUCUUGCCCCGACGCUGGUGAGCCUCUUCCGGACCCCCAAUCUCGCCCCCUUGACGUAGAGGAUGGCAAUUCUGUCAAGCUGGGAUCUCUUCAAUCGGGCGUCAACAGGAAGCUGCAAACCUGGUGUUUCGUGGUCGGCAGGUCCGCUUCCAUCGAAGCAGAAACCCAGACCAUCGUGGAGCUGAUCCGCGAACGUCUCCGACAGCAUUGCCUCCCAUCAUCCGCGAUUCUGAGCGCCACGGUCGUCCUCCGCCGCAUGGCAGAUUUCCCGGCCAUCAACAACAUCUACGGCACGCUCUUCACCGAGCCAAACCCCGCCUCCCGAGUCACCAUAUCCUGCGGCGAGUCGCUCUCGGCGGCGGCGGCGGCGGCGGCGGACACAGGCAUCGCCGUCUACCUAAACGUCCACACUGCUCUCCCCCCAGGACAGCGCCACGGUCUGCACGUGCAGUCGCGCUCCUACUGGGCGCCCGCCAACAUCGGGCCUUACAGCCAGGCCAUCUCCGUCCCUGUCGCCAGCCUCGGGUCCGCGGGUUCGGACGCCUCGUCGGCCUCCGGGCCGAGACUUGUCAGCGUCGCGGGCCAGAUCCCGCUCGUCCCCGCCACCAUGGCCCUGCCGCCGGGCGCGCCCGAGGACACCCUGCCGCUGCAGCUCGCCCUCUCGCUGCAGCACCUGUGGCGCAUCGGCGCCGAGAUGGGCGUGCAGUGGUGGACCAGCGCCGUGGCGUACUUUCCGAAAUGCGCUGCCGGCGACGACGGCGGCCGGAUGGUGAGGAAGGCGCGUCUAGCGUCCCAGGCGUGGAGGACGGCGCACCAGUCUAAACCCUCUCCCUCUCCUGGCGAUGAGGAGGAUGAAGACGAGGGCGGCCCGGAUCUGUGGGACAGGAGGUACAACGCGCAGUACAUGGCUUUCGCGACAGGAGAGGAGGAAAACAAGGGCGCGCCGCCGUUGCCCGACCGGGCUGUCCUCGCCUCGUCCCCCGCCGUGCUGUCCCCAACCGCAACCGCGGCGGUACCGCCGCUGUUUGUCGCAGAAGUGGAUGAGCUCCCGCGCGGCGCCGGCGUCGAGUGGCACGCCCACUUGGGCGUUGCGCACGCCCGCGAGCGCAGUGUGGUCCUGCGGGAGGCGCGCCUGCCUGCGCCGGGCGGCGAAGAAGAAGGGAGGGAAGUGGCUGUCUGGCAGGUGAUUGUGCCGGCUGCGACUGCCGAGGAGAGGAGGACGAGCUUUGUGCAGACUGUCGUGGCGGAGCCGUACAGCGGCAGCGCUCGGCCGGGGUCGUCCCACGCGCGAGUCGCGAGGGCUGCGCUCUCCCAGCUGGGCGACGUCGGCUUGGCGGGAGAGCUCGCUGCUGCAGUGAGAUACAUGGACGCUGAGUUGUUGAAAGCCGGUGCUGAGAAGGUCGGGAUGGAGGAGUUGGGCCCGGUGGUGCUGUGCAGGUCGCUGUGGGAUGCUAAGGGGACAAGGCUUGCGGCCGUGACGGUGUACCACAGCGUAUUUUGCUGAAGGCUAGUUAGAAUAGCUGCCAGUGGUGGUUGCGGGAAGGCGAGCAAGGAGGUCAAGAUCCCGCUUGAUCAUGGCCGCACUUCGCAUCUAAGCCCUGGCUGCGGUCGGGGGCAUUCCGCCGGCCCGCCUCGGGGACUUGUGCAUAUUUCUUCGGUGAGAAUGUCCGCCAUUCCUACCUAGGCAGCUCGCACGCGGCACUCCGCUUC